Messenger RNA from Homalodisca vitripennis (glassy-winged sharpshooter), 417 nucleotides. Its product is annotated as vasotab-like. The coding region runs from base 93 to 305 and encodes 70 amino acids. Lineage: Eukaryota; Metazoa; Arthropoda; Insecta; Hemiptera; Cicadellidae. The transcript has 3 exons. Gene Ontology annotation, molecular function: protein binding. The record is from RefSeq and is a predicted model, not a curated record.
AAUAACCAGGCGUUAGUAUAAAACAGAUAGCCGCACUUAAACGGACAGUUUACUUCAGCUGUUUCCAACUCCACGGAUUCACAAGGCGAAAGAUGAGGCUCUUGGCGGUCCUCUUGUUUGCUCUGUGUGUAGCCCUAGUGUGGGCCCAGCAACCUUGCCCCGGCAAGUGUGGGGGCGAGUGGAUGCCGGUGUGUGGCCUCAACAGCAAGAAAUUGCUCCGAACUUUCCGCAAUGUAUGCGAGCUCAGCGACUGGAACCGUUGCAACAAAGGAGAUUACCAAGUAUCGAAAUUUUCUACCUGCUGAUGGUUUCACACUAGCUGCUAAGUAACUUCAAGUUCCUCAAAAUUAUUUUGUUUUAAUGUAUACGUCACCUAAUAGAUUUGUAUAUUUUUCUAAUAAAAUAUAAACGGAAAAA